CAGGUCCACAACGCGUGAGAAAUUUAACUAAAAUAUUUUUCUCCAACGGGCAGACAGAUUUGGAUAACAUCGACAAAGAAAAUGUAACAAUCUAGACAGUUAAUUAGAAAACGGAAGUUUUAUCAUGAUGUAAUCAUUGUCAAGUCUUUUGUCCGUGACUUUUUGGACACAGCUAGUAAGGAACCACCCCGCACAUCCAGAAACAAUGUGGAGGACCUGGUUGAUGUUGUCCUGUUUGCUAUUACUUGAUCGCCCGCUAGGUGUAGCUGGGCACGGAUUUUUGAGGGACCCCCCGGGACGGUCCUCAAUGUGGCUCUUUGGAUACGAUUCGCCUCCCAACUAUCAACACAUGGAACUGUUCUGCGGCGGUUUUCCCACCCAUUGGUGGAUCAAUAAUGGAAAAUGUGGCGUGUGCGGCGAUCCUUAUGACGCUCCGCGGGAAAACGAGCCACCGAACGGCAAAUACGCCCGGGGAAUCAUCACCAAAUCGUACGUCUCCGGGUCCAUCAUGCAGGCAACUGUUCACGUCACUGCCAGUCAUAAGGGCUAUUUCGAGUUCCGGCUCUGUCCACACAAUGACCGGAAGGUUACGGUCUUUCAGGAUUGCCUGGACCAGAACUUACUGAAGGAUCCGGUAACCAUGGGAACCAAAUUUUUCGUGGACGACAAGAGUGUGGGUAUAUACUUCAUAGAACUUCAGCUUCCACCAGGAAUCAUAUGUGACGCAUGCGUGCUGCAGUGGCGAUAUAGAACAGGAAACCGUUGGGGUUGUUUCAAUAACGACUUCACGAAAGGUCCAUGUGGACUCGGAUUUGGACCCCAGGAAGAGUUUUACGCAUGCUCCGACAUCCAAAUUGUCGGAAACGGGACUUCAUCUCAAACAACAACACUUUCUUCAAGAUCUACUUCUGUAUCCCACUCCACCAACAAAUUCACCAUGACAACUAAUGUGACGUCAUCUUCAAGUCCUGUUACAUCCCCAACAAGUCCCACAACGUCUUCUGAACCUGAGACUGUUAGAUCCACCACCAUGUCAGCAAUAAGUCCCAUGACGUCAUCUAGUCCCGUACCUACAUCAUCUACAACCCAAAGUCCCAUAACCACCACUGAUCCUACUCCAACUGUACAGAUUGUAUGUAAGGCUGUAGGACCUUGGAAAAACUUCCUACCAAUGGACAACUGGUGCCGCGUUAAUUGCGCGCGCAAUUACUGCCCUCCAACCCACUGUAUGUGUGGUCGGGAAGACCAACUUAGUGUUGACAACGGAAUCAUGAAUUCCGGUAAAACAUGUGUAUCCCUCCGCCCAAACACGGGUUGGGAUCUGUGGUGUGAACACAACUGUCCUAUGGGACUAUGUUACCCCUCCAUGUGUAGGUGUGGAAGUAUAACUUUAUCUAAGAUGAUAGAACACAACCUAGGAAGCUGAUGGUUAAAGACGGAGGCAAUGAGCAUAGAUAACAUCAAUUUAUAGAAAAUGUUG
This is a messenger RNA of Saccostrea cuccullata (small rock oyster), 1480 nucleotides long. RefSeq lists its product as uncharacterized. The record is from RefSeq and is a predicted model, not a curated record. Lineage: Eukaryota; Metazoa; Mollusca; Bivalvia; Ostreida; Ostreidae. Bases 206 to 1426 code for a protein of 406 amino acids. The transcript has 3 exons.